UCUCUUUCAGGUUCUGCUCUACUGCUUCUGGCACUUUUUGUGACUUUCCAAAUUCUACCAUCAAUGCGUGCAUUGCCAAUAGAUUGCCAAAAGAACAUUGCAGUUUGCCUGGAAGAAAUAAUGAAGGAACUCACCCAAGUUCGAUUUCAGGUUAACAUCCUCGCAGAGAACAGAACAUCGUUGAGAUGUAAGUAAGAUAUCCUUCGCUUAUUCGUAUUCAUUAUUCCAUCUUCUCUCAAUCGUUACUUAUAUUACUGGAGACUUAUUCUACACAAUGGUGAAUCCAAUUUGUGUUUCAAAGGACCAAUUUUACAACUCUAAAGUACACAGUUUUCUGUUCGGAGCUCUUAUCCUUUACUAUACCCUUUUAAUCAGCAGUGUAGCUGCACAUGGAAAGGAAAAAAAGGAUAAUACUUUCAAUUUUUUUCAGUAACUUUUUCUGAAAGGAGCAGCAAACGGUAGAUUAGAAUAAGAAACAGUAUAUUGUUCGGUUCGGAGCCGAUUCUGGAGGGAGGAACCGAGGAAUGAAGGAGCUUGUUCCAGGAUGUGAGAGAACGCUUUUGUUGGUGUGCGUUUGACAAACGCACAGAAACAAAAACUUUGACCAUAUACUAUUGAUAUAUAUGUUGUUAAAAGUGUGAUUCCUAUUCCCUCUCCUAUACAUGAAUCGCUUUUGUUUUAUCGUAUGGAAAAAUGUUAUUUAGCGUAAAAGGUAUCUAAUAAGCCUGCUUCAUUAUGCCCUUCUCCAGUUUUCUCUAUUUUGUUGUAAUUAUUUAAAUGUUGUGAUUGUUGAAAUGAAGAAAAUAACGAUAAAAAUGUAAUACUGACUUUAAUGACUCAAUCAAGUAGCACUCCUUCCGCUAAUAACCAGUGUACGUCUACAGAUUAAGUUAAUAUACUUUUGUGCUCAUACCAUUUAAUUUAAUACGAUAAAUAAGACAAAAAAAAUCUAUGAAAAAUGUAGGUUCCGUCUUCUUUCCAAGUUAGAAAUUUUAGACAUUUUUCAUCAGGUGCAAAUCGAUACCAACCCCUCGUUGUAGACAUUCCCACAACACCAAGCAUCUUUAUUUUAUCUUCAAUAGCUAAGAAUUGCGCUGAGCUGUACAAAUCUGGUCGAAGGGUCAGCGGUGUCUACACAAUCGACCCAGAUGGUUCAGGCGCCUUUGAUGUAUAUUGUGACCAAACUACAGCUGGUGGGGGAUGGACAGUGGUCCAGAAGAGAAUGGAUGGCUCUGUCGAUUUUAACCGCACCUGGGAUGACUACAAACAUGGCUUUGGUAACUUGGUUGGUGAAUUUUGGCUCGGACUGGACAAGAUAAACCGCCUGACCCGAAACAUGACAAAAAACAAGCUUCGAAUAGAUCUAGGUGUAAAAACUGGCAAAACUGUUCACCCUGAGUAUGGCUGGUUUGGGAUUGGGACCGAGACAGCUAAGUACCGGCUAUACCUUGGUGAUAUCAUAAGUAAGUAAACCGAUUUUUAGCAUUUACCUGUCGAUUUUUAUACACUACUUCUCUCUCAUCUCAAUCUCGAUAUUUUACUCCACUUGGUCGAAUAAUGGUAUUAUUAAAUAACAGGGUAGUCCUGAGGUAGACCCGCACGUUCUGAUUGUUUCUUACUCGGUCGGGAGUUUGGUGCGAGUCCCACAUGAGAAACUUCUUACUAAAGUUAUUUUAUUUAUUUAUAUAUUUUUGCCUUUGUUUUGUUUCUUUUUUUCGCGGAAAACAACAAGUUUGAAGCUAUAAAGACAUUUUACGGACCCUUGAAUUAUACGGAUUUCUUUUGUUCUGUUUUGAAACAGAUGCCAGUGUUUCCUCUGAUUCCCUCAGUCCUCUCAGAGAUCUCGUUUUUGGUACCUGGGAUAAGGUUCCUGCUGAUUGUGCUCAAAAUAGAGGAGGAGGCUGGUGGUAUGACAACAGAAGUGCUGAAUGUGCCGUUUGGUCAAAUCUCAAUGGUAUUUAUCCGCGUUGUGGAAAAGAAACCUUGGCCGCUAUCCACUGGGGAAACUUAGAUUCUACCAGUGCCGAGAGAAGCGCUCCGACACUAACUGAAAUGAAAAUUAGACCAGUAGAAUUUAUGCACGUGGCUUGA
Molecule: messenger RNA, 2091 nt
Organism: Pocillopora meandrina
Lineage: Eukaryota; Metazoa; Cnidaria; Anthozoa; Scleractinia; Pocilloporidae
Source: the annotation of a GenBank genome assembly